AUGGGUGAGGUUUCCUGAGAGGGCUGCUUUGGAUCUAGUUGGGAUCAGAGUUGAGUGAGUCUCUCUGUAGGCUGUGCAGACCUAGGCAUGGGAGGAACACGGCCCGAGAGGAGCCUGAUUUAUUGAGUUUCUGGAAGGUUUCUGUACCGUGUGUGUGCCGCGUUCACUGGGAGAUGUGGACCUGAGAGGUGACCCAGGGCCGGGCGGUGAGGCUUGAGACAGAGGCUCUCAGGAGGCCUGUUCCUGACUGAUUACUCCACCUGCUCGCCCCGCAAGCUCAGCCCCUUUCGCUCCUUUGCCAGUACGGAGCUCUUCCACUUCCACGUUCCCGAGGACACAUUCCUGGCUGUUUGGAACCUCAUCAUCUUCAAGGAGCAGGGAGGAACCUUUGGGGACCACUGCCCAGACCAAAGCGUGACUGUGUAUUUCCGCUCUGGAGCACCUCCCGUCAUCAAUCCGCUGCACACACACUUCCCAGCAGACACGGCUGUACCUGGGGUUUUCUCACUGACCCUCAGCUGGACACUGCCCAACAGAACCUCAGGCAUCUUCAACGUUAGCAGCCCCUUACCUGGGGACUGGUUCUUGGCCGCCCAUCUUCCCCAAGCCCAUGGCCACAUCUCUGUCAAGGGUCUCCAGGAUGAAUGUCAGUACCUCCUUCAGCCACAACUGAUUGUCCGACGGCUGCUGGAUGUGGCUGUACUGGCUCCUGGCCGUCCCUCAGAGCAAACCCUUUCCUCCCGUAAUCGUUCGGCCUUGUACAAGGUCUUUGUGCCAAGCUUCACCUACAGGGUUUCAGCCCAGCUGGUGUGUGUAGGGGGUCGAGGGGCAUCAGUCUGUCCCCUGACACUGCGCCUACGUCCCAAGGCUCCACCCCUACACAACUCAAGCUCUGUGGCCUGUGGAGGUGCCUCAGUAUGUCAGCUGGAGUUGGCCUUGCCCCCCUGGGGCCACUGGGUCUAUGUGCGUGUGGAGACGCCAUCCCGUGGUCCUGGCAGGACUAUCAGCUUCCAGCUCUGUGUGCGGUUACAAGAGUGUCCACAACCCAGCCUGUCCCGUGCCUUGGUCCCUGGGGCUGCCAUGAACAUGCCCCAGUCACUGGGCACCCAGCCACUGCCCCCGGAGCCACCAUCCCUGGGGACUCCUGUAGAAGGGUCUGGAGCUGUAGCGCCCACUGAGCACUGCUGGCCAGUGCGUCCGACUCUGCGCAAUGAGCUGGAUACCUUCUCUGUCCACUUCUACAUCUUUUUCGGUCCCAGCGUGGCCCUUCCACCUGAGCGCCCAGCUGUGUUUGCCCUGAGGCUGUUGCCGGUGCUGGACAGCGGGGGCGUCCUUAGCCUGGAGCUCCAGCUCAACGUGAGCUCUCUGCGCCAGGAAAAUGUAACAGUAUUCGGAUGCCUGACUCAUGAGGUGCCCUUGAGCCUGGGGGAUGCUGCUGUGACCUGUUCCAAAGAGUCCCUGGCAGGCUUCCUUCUCUCGGUCAGUGCCACCUCCAGAGUGGCCAGGCUGCGAAUCCCAUUCCCACAGACGGGGACCUGGUUCCUGACCCUCCGUUCUCUGUGCGGGGUGGGACCUCGGUUUGUGCGGUGCCGCAAUGCAACGGCAGAAGUGCGGCUGCGUACCUUCUUGUCCCCAUGUGUGGAUGACUGUGGGCCCUAUGGCCAGUGCAAACUGCUGCGUACCCACAACUACCUGUACGCGGCCUGCGAGUGCAAGGCUGGGUGGCGAGGCUGGGGUUGCACAGACAGUGCCGACGCGCUCACCUAUGGAUUCCAGCUGCUGUCCACACUCCUCCUCUGCCUGAGCAACCUCAUGUUUUUGCCACCUGUGGUCCUGGCCAUUCGGAGCCGAUACGUGCUGGAAGCUGCCGUCUACACCUUCACCAUGUUCUUCUCCACGUUCUAUCAUGCCUGUGACCAGCCAGGCAUUGUGGUUUUCUGUAUCAUGGACUAUGAUGUACUUCAGUUCUGUGAUUUCCUGGGCUCCUUAAUGUCUGUGUGGGUCACCGUCAUCGCCAUGGCUCGUCUGCAGCCUGUGAUCAAGCAGGUGCUGUACCUGCUCGGGGCUAUGCUGCUGUCCAUGGCUCUGCAGCUUGACCGGCAUGGACUCUGGAAUCUGCUGGGACCCAGUCUCUUUGCCCUCGGGAUCUUGGCCACAGCUUGGACAGUUCGCAGCGUCCGGCGCCGGCACUGUUACCCACCGACAUGGCGCCGCUGGCUUUUCUACCUGUGUCCAGGCAGCCUGAUUGCUGGCAGUGCCGUUGUACUGUAUGCUUUCGUGGAGACCAGGGACAACUACUUCUACAUCCACAGCAUCUGGCACAUGCUCAUUGCUGGCAGUGUGGGCUUCCUGCUGCCUCCCCGUGCCAAGACUGACCGCCGGGUCCCUUCUGGAGCCCGGGCCAGGGGCUGCGGUUACCAGCUGUGCAUCAACGAACAGGAGGAGCUGGGCCUUGUGGGCCCAGGAGGGACCACUGUCAGCAGCAUCUGUGCCAGCUGAGAGGGGCUUUGGGCCAAGCUCUAAGGUCAGAACCCUGCCUAGGGUUCCUCCUGGGGCUGUGGAGCCCACCUAGGUACAAGGGACAAGUUGUGUUUCUUAAUGACACAGUCUUUCUCAAGGAUGACUGUUUUCAGGGAGCAGGAGGCUUUCCUAAGACAUGGAGAAUUUCUUAAGAGCCUAGAGUCCUCCUGUGCUUACGGAGUCCUUCUUAAGGAUGAGCUAUGCAGGACACUGCGCCCCUGAGGACCAGGGAAUCCCUAGGGGUGUGGAGCCCUUCCCAGGAAUAGGGAACCCUCCUACAGACGAGAGAUACUUCCCAAGGAGACAAAAUGUCAUCAGUACAGAGGGAAAAGGGGUCGAUCCUGGAGAAACAAGUCGCCGGAUUUUUCUAGUGACUUAGCAGUGCUGGGCAGAAGGGCUACAGGAGAGAGAGAGAGGGAGAGAGAGAGCGAGCUGGAACUGCUAGGCAGCUGGCGUCCUCAUGUGGUACACGGAGCCUGCUAUGUCUCCAGUGAAGUGUAUACUGAGUCUGUGCUGCCUUUUUUCCCUUGUUGGGGGUCAGGGUGUGGGAAAAUGGGGCGAGAGGGACACUGAAGAAAUCCUGAGAGUGGCAGGGACCUUCCUGGAGAAGAUGCUGGAAGCUACUGUCUGGUUUCUGCCCUGUGGCUUAUACACCAGCAUCCCUCUCAUCUGGUCCCUGUGUUUAAUUCCAAAUACUCCCCAGCGCCCAUUUCCCAAUUGCUAUGGAUCCUAGUCUGGAGUAGUGAAGAGGGGUGUGUGCAUCCGUGUGUGCGUGUGCUUGCUGUGAAUAUACAGAGAUGAAUUAGUGAGACAGACUUCCCCCAUGACGCCUACACCCACAGAGAAGGAAGCUGAAGUGCCAGGAAAUUAGAGUAACAGGUACAAAUUUCAGACAUAGAAGGCACCACAAGAAUGGAACUAUUUUAAGCUUCCAUUUUUUUCUUGCAUGCCAGAAAUAAUCGUAUAAAUUGACAUUUUUUUUCUUUGUGUGUGUGUGUGUGUGUGUGUGUGUGUGUGUGAGAGAGAGAGAGAGAGAGAGAGAGAGAGAGAGAGAGAGAGAGAGAGAGAGAUUGAGGAAAGAGAGAGAGGCUCUCACUAUGUAUAUAGUUUGUUCUGGCUCAGAUCUCGUGAUCCUCUGGGUCCUGGAGUUACAGACAUGGAUGCCAUACCUGGCAGCUGGACUUGUUCUUUCCCCAUGGGGUCAUAGCUGAGUUUGGAGGGUCUUGUCUUACACUGAGAUACGAGAACAUUCUUUCUGGUCCCCAGUAUCCAUACUUUAUCAUCUUACGAGAGUUCAGUCACCCCAGCUGGCUCCCAGUCUGCAGUCAGACAGGCUGCUAAAUGCUGAGAGGUUUCUUGUUCUGUCUGCUUAGCCCCGAGUUCCUGCACCCCAGGUCUGUGCCACAUGGAUGUUCUUGAGUGGCUACCCAGACACAGCAUGAAGCCGCUUUUCUUCUGGAGUCCUGUGCUAGGUUUUACUUGAUAAGGCAAAAGAUGAGUUGUUUUUUCUUUUAAGCUCCGUAGAUGGAGCCAGGGGCUCUGCUCCUGUCUCUUUAGCAACCUGGGGCAGUGCUCACACCUCCUCCCCUCCCCCCUCCCACCUGUCAGACUGGAGAAGGAGCCAGCCUCACAUUUCCCCCAAUUCUUCUCUCUGUGCCUUAAGUCCUUUCUACUCUCUUCACAACCCAGGCCUUUGAAGCCCAAAGCCUAGAAAAUACCAUUUUAUUCUUUACUCUCUGUAAUAAAAUCUCUUCCCCAGGCACUGAGUACUGAAUAAAGUAGCUGACUGAUUGGCCAGGAGUGAGGGUAUACAGGCUGCGUGUCUCUUCCUGUAUUAAAAGUGCUAUUCUUGGGCCAGGUAUGGUGGUGCAUGCCUUUAACCCCAGCAUUCUGGGGCUAGGAGCUGGUGAGUUAACAUGAGUGAGAGCCAGCCAAGGUUACAUCGACCCUCUCUUAAAGAAAAAUAAAGUAAAAGAAAAUAAAAUGGCUGAAGAAAUGGCUCAGCAAUUACGAGCAUGCAUUGCUGUUCCAGAGGACCCAAGUUCAAUUCCCUGUAUCCAGUUACCAGCUAAGAUGCCUGUAACCACAGCUCCAGGGGAUACACUACCUCUGGGCUCCAUGGGUACCUCUCCACACAAGUGGCGUACACUCACACAGACACAAACA
Molecule: messenger RNA, 4686 nt
Organism: Mus caroli (Ryukyu mouse)
Lineage: Eukaryota; Metazoa; Chordata; Mammalia; Rodentia; Muridae
Source: RefSeq, a predicted model, not a curated record